CCGAGCCGGGGCGGGCAGCGCGCGGAGUGCGCACCAGUCGCUUCCCUAUCGGGGUAGUGCGAGGAGGGGGGAGCGGCGAGGAGCGAAAGGGCUCCUUGAGUGGCGGAGCGGGAGGCAGCGCGGCCUGGCCCCGCGGAAGGAUACCGGGCCGCGCGCCGCCGCGUGCCCGCAGCCGCUGCCUCAUCGCGGAGAUGGUGUUCUGAUACUGAAUACUGAGAACAGUGAUUUUCCCUACCAAGUACCUAACUGCCAUAAAUGUGAGAUCUGUUUACUGUCUUUUCCAAAAGAGACCCAAUUCCAGCGCCAUAUGAGGGAUCACGAGCAAAAUGACAAGCCUCACCGGUGUGACCAGUGUCCAAUGUCAUUUAAUGUUGAAUUCAACUUGACGCUUCACAAAUGUACUCAUAAUGGUGAAGAACCUACGUGUCCUGUGUGCAACAAGAAGUUCUCCAGAGUUGCCAGUCUGAAAGCUCAUAUAAUGCUACAUGAGAAAGAAGAGAACCUUAUCUGUUCAGAGUGUGGAGAUGAAUUUACUUUACAAAGUCAGCUGACCUUACACAUGGAAGAACAUCGUCAAGAAUUGGCAGGCAGUAGGAUCCACAGCUGCAAGUCUUGUAAAAAGGAAUUUGAAACUUCCUCACAGCUAAAGGAGCAUAUGAAAACUCACUACAAAAUAAGAGUAUCAAAUACCAGAUCUUAUAACAGAAAUAUUGACAGAAGUGGGUUUACCUAUUCCUGUCCGCACUGUGGAAAGACAUUCCAGAAGCCAAGUCAGUUAACACGACAUGUUAGGAUACACACAGGUGAAAGACCUUUUAAAUGCAGUGAAUGUGGAAAAGCCUUUAACCAGAAGGGGGCAUUGCAGACUCAUAUGAUCAAGCACACUGGUGAAAAACCCCAUGCUUGUGCCUUUUGUCCUGCAGCCUUUUCUCAGAAAGGCAAUCUUCAGUCACACAUACAGAGAGUUCAUUCAGAGGUGAAGAAUGGCCCUACAUACAACUGUACAGAAUGUAGCUGUGUCUUCAAAAACUUGGGUAGCUUAAAUACACAUAUUAGCAAGAUGCACAUGGGUGGUCCACAGAAUUCUGCAAGCUCUUCAACAGAUGUAUCACAUGUUACAGCGGACUCUGUCACCCAACCUUUAACAACAUCUCCUGCUAAUCUUUUGCAACCUGUUGAUAACAAAUGGAAGAAUGCCACGCAUUUUCGGUCUCCACUUCUUCAACAGACAGAAAACCAAGUGUCUUCAGGUUCUGCACAUCAAGGUCAGCAGGCUGUAACUGAUGUCAUCCAGCAGCUGCUUGAGUUAUCAGAACCAGGUCCUGUAGAAAAUAACCAGCCUCAACAACCUGGUCAACAACUCAACAUUGCAGUGGGUAUCAAUAGGGAUAUUUUGCAGCAAGCUUUAGAGAACAGCGGGUUGUCUUCGAUUCCUGUCACUGCACAUUCUACUGACUGCAGCCAGGCUAAGACUCCUCGGGCCCAAGAUCAGAACCCAGAUGUACAGACUCUCUCAAAUCAUCAAGCUGACUCUAAUGCAGAACAAGAUAAGGAACAGGAGAGCACAGAUAAACUGGAUAAAAAAGAAAAAAAGGUUAUUAAGAAAAAAUCACCGUUUUUACCUGGUUCUGUACGUGAAGAAAAUGGAAUCAGGUGGCAUGUUUGUCCAUAUUGCUCUAAAGAAUUCAAAAAACCAAGUGAUCUAGUGCGCCACAUACGCAUUCAUACCCAUGAGAAGCCGUUCAAGUGUCCUCAGUGUUUCCGCGCCUUUGCAGUUAAGAGUACUCUCACAGCACAUAUAAAAACACAUACUGGCAUUAAAGCUUUUAAGUGCCAAUUUUGUAUGAAAUGCUUUUCCACCUCAGGGAGUUUGAAAGUCCACAUUCGCCUACAUACAGGUGUUAGGCCUUUUGCUUGUCCUCAUUGUGACAAAAAGUUCAGAACAUCGGGCCACAGAAAAACUCAUAUUGCUUCACAUUUUAAACAUACUGAACUAAGAAAGCUGCGACAUCAACGUAAACCUGCAAAAGUUCGAGUAGGAAAAACAAGUGUUCCAGUACCAGACAUCCCGUUGCAAGAGCCCAUACUCAUAACUGAUUUAGGUCUCAUCCAGGCCAUCCCAAGGAAUAGCCAGUUCUUCCAAAAUUACUUUAACAAUAAUUUUGUGAGUGAUGCAGACAGACCAUACAAAUGUUUUUAUUGCCAUCGAGCCUAUAAAAAAUCUUGUCAUCUUAAACAACACAUCAGGUCACAUACUGGUGAAAAGCCAUUUAAGUGCUCUCAGUGUGGAAGAGGUUUUGUGUCAGCUGGAGUUCUGAAAGCACAUAUUAGAACACACACUGGAUUGAAAGCUUUUAAGUGUCUUAUAUGCAACGGGGCCUUCACUACUGGUGGUAGCCUCAGGCGACAUAUGGGGAUCCAUAACGACCUUCGACCAUAUAUGUGUCCGUAUUGUGAAAAAACAUUCAAAACAUCACUAAACUGUAAAAAACACAUGAAGACUCAUAGAUACGAACUUGCACAGCAACUCCAGCAGCAUCAACAGUCUGCUUCGAUAGACGAUUCUACAGUAGACCAGCAGAGCAUUCAUGUUUCUACACAGAUGCAAGUGGAGAUAGAAAGUGAUGAGCUACAGCAGUCAGAAGCUGUUGCAACAGAUCAGCCGACUAUUUUAGAGUUAGACCAGCAGCCAGUAGUAGGCACAGAAGAAACAGCACUAGAACAAUUGGCUGAUCAGCCUUUAGAGCAAGAUGAAGAUAGGUUUGUCACAUCCCAGCAUGCUUUACAGGAAAACAUCACUCAAUUUGAACAACAAGCUAUAACACAGCAGCCGUUUGAUCAACAGGGCUUAUCACAAGGUUUUACAGUGAAUGACAGCUACAAUCCACAGACUCAAUUUCCAGCUGUACAGCAGUUGCAGGAUUCAAGCACACUUGAAUCUCAGGCUCUUUCAACGAGUUACCAUCCACCAGCUCUUCUUCAGGUUCCAAACACAGACACUAUUAAUGUAGCUGCUCGCUUGAUACAAGAUCAGUCGUCGCAAGAAGAACUUGAUUUGCAUACCCAAAGGCCUAAUUUCCUUGAGGAUAAUGAAGAUCAAAGCAGGCGUUCAUAUAGAUGUGAAUAUUGUAACAAGGGUUUUAAGAAAUCCAGCCAUUUGAAACAACACGUACGAUCUCAUACUGGUGAGAAACCUUAUAAAUGCCAACUCUGUGGCCGUGGCUUUGUUUCCUCAGGAGUUCUUAAGUCACAUGAGAAGACUCAUACAGGAGUUAAAGCAUUCAGCUGUAGCAUUUGCAAUACCUCCUUCACAACUAAUGGCAGCCUUACGAGGCACAUGGCAACUCACAUGAGCAUGAAGCCUUACAAGUGCCCGUUCUGUGAUGAAAGCUUUCGAACAACUGUUCACUGCAAAAAACAUAUGAAAAAACAUCAGGCAAUCUCCUCAGCUGUAGCAGCAGCUACAGAAACAGGAGGAGGAGUUGCAUGUGUUGAAGAUGAUGAUGAAAACUCUGAAAGAACGUCCAGAAAAUCUCGUCCUGGUGUCAUAACUUUUACAGAAGAAGAAACGGCAGAACUGGCAAAGAUUAGGCCUCGAGAAAGUGCCACUGUCUCAGAAAAAGUUCUUGUCCAGUCUGCUGCAGAGAAAGACAGAAUUAGUGAGAUCAAAGAUAAGCAAGCAGAACUGGAAGCAGAGCCCAAAUAUGCCAACUGUUGUAGUUAUUGCCCCAAAAGCUUUAAAAAACCCAGUGAUUUAGUCAGGCAUGUUCGUAUCCAUACUGGAGAGAAGCCAUAUAAAUGUGAAGAAUGUGGAAAGAGUUUCACUGUAAAAUCCACUCUAGAUUGUCAUGUUAAAACGCACACAGGUCAGAAGCUCUUCAGUUGUCAUGUAUGCAGUAAUCCUUUUUCUACCAAAGGAAGUCUAAAAGUCCACAUGCGCCUGCAUACAGGAGCAAAGCCCUUUAAAUGUCCACACUGUGAUUUACGGUUUCGUACUUCAGGGCGCAGAAAAACCCACAUACAAUGUCAUUAUAAACCAGAGACAAAGAAAGCUAGGAAACCAGUUGCACGUACGUCAGCUGAGGGACUACAACCAGUCAGCCUUAUUAAUUCAUCCUCAACAGACCCUAAUGUUUUCAUCAUGAAUAACUCCAUUUUGACAAGUCAGUUUGAUCAAAAUUUACUUCAGCAAGGACUUGUGGGACAGGCUAUCCUGCCUGCUUCAGUGUCAGCUGGAGGUGACUUAACUGUGUCCUUGACAGAUGGUAGCUUGGCCACUCUUGAAGGCAUACAGUUACAACUUGCUGCUAAUCUGGUUGGACAAAAUGUUCAAAUUUCUGGAAUAGAUGCCACCAGUAUUAACAACAUAACAUUACAGAUUGAUCCCAGCAUUCUACAGCAGACGUUACAGCAGAGUAAUGUACUUGCUCAGCAGUUAACUGGAGAUCCCAGUAUGGCUCCACAGAAUCCCUCCCUCCAGGCAGCAGAAAAUGCAGUGCCAGCUAAUGUGGUUAUUCAGCCUAUAUCAGGCCUGUCUUUGCAGCCCACAGUAACAUCAUCUGCCAACGUGACAAUAGGAUCCCUAUCAGAGCAAGAGUCUGUGCUGACAACCAGUGCUAAUGGUGCACAGGACAUCUCUCAAGUCAUGACUUCACAGGGUAUGGUGUCAUCUUCAAACGGGCAACAUGAGAUAACACUGACCAUAAAUAAUUCUAGUUUGAGUCAAGUUCUGGCUCAUGCUUCAGGUUCUACUACGACAAGCUCAUCAGGAAGUCCUCAAGAAAUCACUCUUACAAUAUCUGGCCAAGAUCUUAUACAGCAUAAUUCUGGAAGCAAUGAUCUGAAUAGUGGCUUAAGGCUGACAGCACCAACCAUCAGCAGCCAGACUACAGGUGCUACAUUAACUAUAAGCAAUGACCAGCUUCUUUCUCAGAGCACUUCACUAAAUGCUACAGAACUUAAUACAUCAAGUGGAACAAACCUUCCUUCAGCAACACCUAUAUCUCAGUCAACAGUUUCUGCCCAGAAUUUGGUAAUGUCCUCAUCAGGAGUUGGGGGAGAUGGUAGUGUCACCUUGACUCUUGCUGACACUCAGGGAAUGUUGUCAGGUGGUCUUGAUGCAGUUACACUUAAUAUCACUUCACAGGGUCAGCAGUUCCCUGCUAUACUAACAGAUUCCAGUCUCACUAGCCAAAGUGGAUCAGGCUCGCAGCAAGUCAUACUGGUGAGCCACACACCCCAUUCAGCAUCUGCAAACUCUGAUGAAAUAACAUAUCAGGUGACAGAGGUUUCUCCUAACGUGACUAAAAGCGGUCAAGCAGAAAAAGAAAGUCGCGUGCACCAGUGCUUUGAGUGUAGCCAAACCUUCUCUUCAGCCACCAUGCUGAUGCACCAUAGUAAAGAGGUUCAUGGCAAGGAAAGAAUACAUGUCUGCCAUGUCUGCAAUAAAGCCUUUAAGCGAGCAACACAUCUCAAGGAACACAUACAGACCCAUCAAGCUGGACCUUCACUGAGUUCCCAGAAGCCUAGAGUAUUUAAGUGUGAUACUUGUGAAAAAGCUUUCGCUAAGCCAAGUCAGCUGGAAAGACAUAGCCGCAUCCACACAGGGGAACGACCAUUUCAGUGUACGCUGUGUGAAAAGGCUUUUAACCAGAAGAGUGCUCUUCAAGUCCAUAUGAAAAAGCACACAGGAGAGAGGCCUUAUAAAUGUGAUUACUGUGCAAUGGGAUUUACACAGAAAAGCAAUAUGAAACUGCAUAUGAAACGGGCUCAUGGUUACGCUGGUCCUGUACAAGAGCCUGCCAGUCAUCAAGAACAAGAAGGGGAAGAUAUUAGUCGUGCUCUGAAUUUAGAAGAAGUGGUACAAGAAUCUUCAAAUGAGUGGCAAAGUAUAGGCAAUGUUUUUCGAUGACACCUUACAAUUUGAAAGCUAAAAGUGUUUCUAGGACUCAAAUUUCUCUAACCAAGUUUUCAGUAAAGUAAAAGGUGGAUUUUUACAGUUGAAGCUUCAAACAUUGAAAAUAUUAACAAUAGAAUAAUAUAUUAUAGUUUUUUUAAUUAUUUACAAAAGAUGCCUAAAGGAAUUGUUCUCUUUUUAAGCUUCUAGAGGAGUAUUGGGAAAACAUCAUUUAAUCUGUGCUAACUUGUCUGUGAAUCAAUGAACUCAGGUAAUACUGUAUACAGUCUCAUCUUCGAAUUCACAGCCAGUAUAUCUAUUUGAAAAAUAAACUGGAACUUUAUAUCAGAAUAGAAUGAUACCCAUUUUUAAAGGAGAAGAAGAACAAUUUCAUGGGAAAACCAUGGAACUGUUGGUCAGCUUUCUUUUUUACACAUUUAGAGAAAUAGUUGAGGUUGGAAACAAUGUUACAGAGUAGAGGCAUGCAGUAUAAAAUAGUUUGGGGGUUUGGGUUUUUUACAAGGCAGAGGAAAAUACUGUAUUUCUGGUUUAAGCUUUUUUUUUUAGUAUGCUUUGAGAAUUUGCCAUGAACUUAUGGCUUUUCUUGAGUUAAACUCUUGAGAGGGAGCAUGUUCAUUUCCAUUCCGAUGGCAGAGGCAGUUACUUGUUAGGUUUCAUGUUAAAAGUCUGAGGUUUUAAACUCAGCAAUAAUUAUUUCAAGAGAAUCUAAACUAGAAGAGGUUUCAAUGAAAGCCUCUUCUUCUGUGUUUGCUGUAUUGGAUCAGCAGGUGCAUAUCUCGGUAUCUGUGGAAAAGUCAUAUACUAAACCUGGGAAGUAAACAUGAAAUUUUGUUUUAGCAACAAGAAAGUUAGAUGCACACUAGGUCGACUAUAUUAUACUGUAUUCCCCAAUGCUGUAAACAGUUACAAUUUCAAAUCUGUAAAUUCCUCAUUAUUUUCUUCGUGGAUUUUGGAAAAAUGUUAAUGGUAUUUGUUGUUGUUUAAGCCAUUGUUUCAGCAAACUACCUUGUUCACUACAUAAUGCUUUGAAAGGUGCCACUUGUUAAGUAUUUUCUUGACAAAGAAACACUGGAGUAAAAUCAGUCAUCUUUUAGACAUUCCAAAGACAGAAGCUCUUUUCUUAUUUUUACCUUGUUCUUUUGAAUUUUAUUUAUAUGUUACAUAUAUACAGAUGUUACAUAUAUAUAGAUAUAUAUAUAUGUGUGCUUGUAUGUAUAUAUAUGUAUUUAAAGUUAUAUGAGCCUCUGUGUGGCUGAUGAGUAUAUUUUGUAAAUACGAAUUCCCGUUGCAGGACAUUCAUCUUUUUGGCUUGCCACAAAUACUUCUAGAUCAGUGGUGGAUUUGCUGUACUAUAAUGUAAAGGUGGAUUUUAAUUUACUUUCUGAAAGUAAUUGCUCUCAGAUCCAAAAAUUGCUCUCAGAUCCUUUUCUGUAAAUUUUGUCUAUACUUUGUCUAUGAUACGAACUAGCUAUUUCGGAUUGCUGAAGCAAGAAAUCACUGUUGGUUUUGAUAGGGCAUCUCUCAAAUCUUUUGUUAUCCCUUUGGCAUAUGUAUAUAAGUAAUAUAGUUGGUGACAUGGAAAUAACACUUUUGUUAUGUGGAAUAUUUAAUUCAAAAACAUGUCAAAUAAUAUUGUUUUUUUUCCAAAUUCUGUUUCAUGUAUUUUUUUAAGCAUUUGAUUCUGGAUUCUAGGAAAUUGUAAGAACUCCCAUUUACCAGAAGCACACGUCUCAGUACUGUACGUAAAGGAUGUAUGUGAAAUUCUUCUAGCAGUGCCUUGCCUUCCAGUCUGUUAGUGUUUCAGCUGUUUAAGAAAGACAUUAUUUGCAAUUGUCUGAAGGCAACUGGCCUCAUGGCAUUUGUUUACCUGUUUACCAGUAAUAGUACAGUAGAAUGUACUGCGUUCCAUGUACUGUGGAUAAACCCUGCUCCCUGCUCUUUUAGAGAUCACUAAGUGCACAACAAGGUUUGUUGGGGUUGAUUUGUUGCAUAGGGGAUCACACUCUCCAGAGGUGGCCAAAUACAGUUUGACAUAAGCUGAUUUACAGCUGCUCGCAUUGCGAUGCAAAUUCAUCCUUCAUAAUGGGAAUAUGAUUCCUGAAUUCUUGAAAGCGUUCAGUCUGCUCUGCCUGUGGUUGCUUUGCCAGCAUGUAAACAAUGCUAGUGGUUGAUACUUGGUGAGCAUGUGCUAAUAGCAGAUCUCAUGAGUAAAAAGAUGUGAUUUUUAAAUGGUCACUUCUCAAAGCGUGAUGUCUGUUAGAGGCAGUGUGUGUGGUGUAAGUCUUAUAAGUGUUAAAUAAGCUGCAUGAGUUAGGAGUCACACAGUAUUUCUCCUGAACUCUAUUUGCUACUCUUUUAGCACUCGGAGUCCUGUCAGUUACAGUAAACAGAUUUUUAAAGAAACUUUUUUUGUAACGUGGUAUUUGAUUUGCUUUUCUGCAUCUUCCUCCCCCGUGAACUACUCAAUUCACUUUUGGAUAUCCUGACAUAAGGCUUAUCAUAACCCAGGUUCCUUGUUAAGACUGAGUUGAUGCUCGGUACAAAUACAGAUGGUGUAACCAGUAUGCUGAUUUCAAAAGCAAUGUUGAAGUAGAUGUGCUUUUUUAGGAAGCAGAAAAAAGUCUUGUUCUAAGGCCUGUUUGAAGAGUCACAUGGUACGGUGGGGCAAUGAACAGUGCUUACAAAUGCCUCUUCUUUCUGGUUUCAUGCAGUGCUAGCCUUAUGCUAGCCUCGGGCUUUUUGGCUUGUGUCUGCUUAAGUAUUUCUUUUCAUUUACAUCCAUUCCUUCAGUACAAGAAAUUGCACGCUGCCAGUACGGUUUUUGCAUUCUUGUUUCAGGAAAAAUCCUUAGCUUACAAACCAAAUAGGCCUCUGUUUUUUUAGCUAAACUGCUAGUGAGUAAUUACAAGAAUAGUCUUAAGUUUUAAUCUCUUUUUGAGAGGCUUGUGUUGCUAAAAUAGUGCUCUAAAGUACCGUACCUUUUCUUCUGUAGAAAGCAAAUCCAAAAAAGCCACUUCCAGCCUCUGGAAAAGAUGACUGAGGGGAAAGCAAAGUGAUGAAGGCAAGGAAGAAACUUUGGACAAGUUCUGUAGUUCUGCAGUGUAGUAUUUUGAAAGAUGUAUUUCUCAGGGGUUUGUUUUUUUUUUUUAACCUUAAAUAUUCUUUCCCAUUUUUGAAGGCUGCUUUCAAAAAUAACUUGAUUUUUACACAUGCUUUCAAAGAAGAUACUCUGUGCUCUACUUAUUUAUGAAGACUGGGAUUUCAUUCUCUGUACAAAGGCAUUUUAUACCUUGCAAUACACCCCUGCCUUUAGCUGCCACUCCACAGGGACAGUAGCCUCCCAUAAAUCUUGUCAUAUGGUAAGCCUUGUGGGCCACGCUAAGUCACUAGCAAUGUCACUUGAAGCUUGUGUGCAGGCAACUGAGUCUUUGGACCCAAAAUGUCGUUCUCUAGUAUCGGAGCGUCAUUCCUUAGUUGUGAAAAAAAACACAGAUCUUUGAUCUUCUCUGUAAAAGAUGAAAGUAGUCCACAUUUCAUUUCAAGUUGAUUACUUUAUUUCAAUACUGAAUAUUUUUAAAAGCUGUGUUCCUAUAAGAACAAUACGUAUUCGAAUUAAAUCAACUAUUAGGUUGCAGAGUAUACAUCUGAAUGAAGCUACAAUAGAAAAAUACACAUAGCAACCGAUGUAGGUAAUAGAAGAUGUAAUACGUGUGUGUAUGCUUAAUAGUUUUGGUGGGUUUUUUUUUCUUUAGUCUCUAUGUAUUUUCUAUCCUCUCAUCUUUCAUUGCUUCAUAUUAAUGGACACUGAUUUAAACCUACAAUAGAUUCAGAUGUGAAAUGCAAUUAACUUACAUAUUUAUAGGUAACUUUUACAGGACACUUAUUAGGAAUGCAGUUUCAGCCAGGGAAGCAUUAACUGUAGUCUACAAUGCAUAAGCUAAAACUAAAAGAAUAAAAUAAUUAAUCAGACGCUUUGACAGAUGGAAGAAGUGGUAAGUUUAAGUAAUAAACCAGUGCAAUUCAGAAGAGCCUUUUAUUUCUCUAAGUGUGGUUGGAAGUAUCAUUGCCACACAUUCAUUUUAGUAAUUUGUGAACAAUUAAUAUGUAAAUCUAACUUGUCUAUAAUUAAUUUCUAUAAGGCAACUACAGUACAACAGUUAAAUGUUCACAGUACUUUACUAUGAGUUUGCUUUGGUGCACUGCUCUUAAAAGGCAUCGAGAUGUUACACAAGCAAAAGGUGAGCUGAUGAAAUGUAACACUGCUGCAAUACCAAGAGAAACAUUUGAAAUGCUGAUGCUAGAUGUGCAGGACUAUCUGUGAUGGCAAUACCGAAGGGCUCUCUUCCAGAAAUUAGACUUGCUUU
This is a messenger RNA of Cuculus canorus (common cuckoo), 10281 nucleotides long. It is a transcript of the gene ZNF236, whose product is annotated as zinc finger protein 236. Gene Ontology annotation, molecular function: RNA polymerase II cis-regulatory region sequence-specific DNA binding; DNA-binding transcription factor activity, RNA polymerase II-specific. Bases 308 to 5911 code for a protein of 1867 amino acids. The transcript is spliced from 33 exons. Gene Ontology annotation, biological process: regulation of transcription by RNA polymerase II. Lineage: Eukaryota; Metazoa; Chordata; Aves; Cuculiformes; Cuculidae. The record is from RefSeq and is a predicted model, not a curated record. Gene Ontology annotation, cellular component: nucleus.